ACAUUCUCAGCUUGCCAAAAUGUUAACCUCUCAACUAUUUUUAAAUUUUCAGUAAACAUCACAAAAUGUUCUUAAAUUCAUCAACAAAACUUCUUAGAUUCAUCAACAGGCAUCACAUAACAUAUCUACGUUUUUUAACCAACGAAACAAAUGCACAGAGCUUACUGGUAAACGUACUAGGCAUGAACGAAAAUGUUGCUCAACAAUUCAUAACUGAGCAUAAAAUCAAUAAUGUGGAUUCCAAUAAACUGAAAGACACUGUGGAUUUCAUUAAGAAACAGAAGUACAAAGUGAGUGAUAUUCUGAAGCAUCCAAGGAUAUUUCAACAGCAUGGAAAUCACACAUGGCAACACUAUUAUAACUAUUUUACAGAAUGUGGGUGUACUAAAGUACCUAUCACCAAUAUUAUUAAUUUUAGAAGAAUCAGAUACACAGCCAUUUCUGUCUUAAAAGACCUUGGAGUAAUACCAAAAGAUACUGUUGUAGUUGAUAGUUUAUUGAGUCAACUAGAUAUUACUAUACCAGAAGAUAAAGUUUGCAAGUUAAGAAAUGAUGAGUUGACUUUGUCCUAUGUACACAGAUCUGUAACACACAACUAUUUAAUUACUAAAUUGGGAGCAAAAAUAGAAGAUCUUGAAACAAUAGAUCGCAUACAUAAACAUAUAUACAAUAAAAGUCUAAAGACAUUGUGUGAGAAUGUUAAUCUCGCCUUGGAAAUUGGAUUUUCCCCGGGAAAGAUUCUCCGGAAUGCUUACAUACUGCAAGUGAAUCCAGACAAAACCAGGGCAAUCCUAAACGAAAUUCCUAACUUUUUAAAUUGUGAUAUGAGAGCUAAAAUGAGAAGUUUUCCUAAGUUAAUUGGUCAAUCAUUGGAAACCAUUUACAAGAUUCAUGAAAUAUUAAAAAAAUUUAAUAUUUCUGAUGAAACUGCCGCGAAAGUUAUGAACAUAUUCACGCUGGCACCGCAAACAGUCGAAGCACGUUUGAAUGAUGUGAAAAGUACCCCUGAAACCCGCGUUCUGAUGAAUAACCCGCAGAUAUUACAACUAAUUGUACACUAUCACCGCGCUAAAAGUCGUCUACAAUUCCUCCAUAAAGUACGACUGAAGUGCGCGAGCCUUGUAGUCAUCAGCUUUGAUGGUAACGUUUUUGAUAACUACAUAAAGGAAGGCAAAGAUAUCAACAAGCGUUCGGAGACGAGCAAUUUUCUAUAUUCGCUACUAAAAUGCACCAAAGAUGACCUCGAAGUCAACUUUAAAAGACAUCCGUAUUAUCUAUAUGUGCCUUUCGUUGACAUCGAGAAUACGUAUCGAUAUUUGAGACAUCAGCAGUUCGCUAACCAUCAUAUUAUCAAAGCUAUUAGUAUAUUAUUAUACCCAAAAGAAAAGAUUAUCGAUGUCCUGGAGCUGAUCCGCGAAGAUCAUUAUUUAUCGUCGCGUAAACCACGCGUCAAUAAAUCGAAAAUCCUAAACCUGGCUUUGUACUAUCUCGAGAAGGAUCAUCACUUCACGGGGAAUGGUAUUUGGCGCGUCAACGAGGAUUACGUGCAAACAUUGCAGUGAUAUAAAUAUGCACAAGUUUAAGUUGUUUGAAUUUAUAAACAUUUUUGACAAAAUAUAAUCGCUAUAGAAAACA
Messenger RNA from Dalotia coriaria, 1635 nucleotides. RefSeq names its product mitochondrial transcription termination factor 5 (gene mTerf5). The record is from RefSeq and is a predicted model, not a curated record. Gene Ontology annotation, biological process: termination of mitochondrial transcription; regulation of DNA-templated transcription. Gene Ontology annotation, molecular function: double-stranded DNA binding. The coding region runs from base 66 to 1562 and encodes 498 amino acids. Gene Ontology annotation, cellular component: mitochondrial matrix. The transcript has 6 exons. NCBI's taxonomy places the organism in Eukaryota, Metazoa, Arthropoda, Insecta, Coleoptera, Staphylinidae.